UCUCUCUCUCUCUCUCUCUCUCUCUCUGCACAAGCCUAAUGGCCAUGGGAGACACACUGAACAGAGACCAGAUAGUCGAGUUCCAAGAGGCCUUUAGCCUAUUUGACAAAGAUGGAGAUGGUUGCAUUACCAUUGAAGAAUUGGCGACUGUAAUAAGGUCUUUGGACCAAAACCCCACUGAGGAAGAACUCCAAGACAUGAUCAACGAGAUCGACUCCAAUGGGAACGGCACCAUUGAGUUUUCCGAAUUCUUGAAUCUCAUGGCCAACAAAAUGAAGGAAACUGAUGCAGAGGAAGAGCUUAAAGAAGCGUUCAAAGUGUUUGAUAAGGAUCAAAAUGGCUACAUCUCAGCUGAAGAGCUUCGACACGUGAUGAUCAACCUAGGGGAAAAAUUAACAGAUGAAGAGCUUGAGCAGAUGAUAAGGGAGGCUGAUUUGGAUGGAGAUGGACAAGUUAAUUACGAUGAAUUUGUGAAGAUGAUGCUGGCUAUUGGAUAGAAGAAGAAGAAGAUUGCUUCAUUAUUUGUUAAUCUCAUGCAUGUUUAAUUAGUCUUUGCUUCAAUUGUCUAAUUAAGUUUAAGCAGUUAAACUUAUGUUAAUUACAAGUAGGUGGGCUUGGUUAAGUUAAUCCUUAAAAUGAAAUGAAGGAAUGAAAACAUCCCAACAUUUAAUUGUGAUAAAAUAUACUCCUAUGCAUAAAGGUUUUCAGUUUGUAUGGAUUCUGUAUAAUUUGUUGCUUCUUUAUACUUGUAAUAUCUAUAAAGAUUAAAGGGUAUUUUUAUUGGUUCUUUAUAUUUAACAUGUAUAAAGAGUAUUUGUGUGCAAUUGAUUUUA
Messenger RNA from Salvia hispanica, 833 nucleotides. Its product is annotated as calmodulin-like protein 11. Gene Ontology annotation, molecular function: calcium ion binding. NCBI's taxonomy places the organism in Eukaryota, Viridiplantae, Streptophyta, Magnoliopsida, Lamiales, Lamiaceae. Gene Ontology annotation, cellular component: myosin II complex. The record is from RefSeq and is a predicted model, not a curated record.